Molecule: messenger RNA, 1400 nt
Organism: Gastrolobium bilobum
Lineage: Eukaryota; Viridiplantae; Streptophyta; Magnoliopsida; Fabales; Fabaceae
Product: rhomboid-like protein 20
Exons: 8
Coding region: 120-998 (292 amino acids)
Cellular component (GO): membrane
Molecular function (GO): protein binding; serine-type endopeptidase activity
Source: RefSeq, a predicted model, not a curated record
CUCAAAAAGAAGAAUAGAACAAAACAGAGCAGAAGAGGUAACUAUCUGAGAGAAAAAAAAAAAAAAAAAACGAAGAAAACUCAGAAGAAAAGGUCGUUGCUUUCUGCUUCACUGCGAAGAUGAACGGAGGCCCGUCUGGUUUCAUAAAUGCUCCCGUGACAAGGGCUUUUAUCAUCGCCUCGGCGCUUUUCUCUAUCUUCUUGGGGAUCCAGGGCCGUUUCAACACUCUGGGGUUGUCAUAUCAGGAUAUUUUUGGAAAGUUUCACAUUUGGAAGUUGAUUAUGUCCAUAUUUUCCUUCUCAUCAACACCAGAGUUGAUGUUUGGACUGUAUCUGCUAUAUUACUUCAGGCUCUUUGAAAGACAGAUAGGUUCCAAUAAAUACUCGGUCUUUAUUGUGUUCUCCAUAUUAAUUUCACUACUGUUUGAAGUCGUUGCUGUAGCACUUUUAAGAGAUCCUACAACGAACCUAGUCACUCCUGGACCUUAUGGCCUUAUAUUUGCUUCAUUUGUACCCUUUUUCUUUGACAUUCCAGUUUCAACACGGUUUCGUGUAUUUGGUUUUCACUUCUCGGAUAAGUCAUUCAUAUAUCUAGCUGGUCUUCAGCUUCUUUUAUCAUCAUGGAGAAGGUCCAUCUUACCAGGGAUGUGUGGCAUUCUUGCUGGUGCCCUGUACCGUUUGAAUGUCUUUUGUAUCCGCAAAGCAAAGUUCCCAGAGUUCAUCUCAUCAUUCUUUUCACGAAUUUCAUUGCCAUCUAUGGGGAGUCCACGUGCAGCAUCCAGAAGGAAUGUUGUUGGGAACGCACCAUCCUAUCCACCUCGCCAAAUGGAGAGAAACUACCCUGCUCCAAUGCAAGCUGCAGUAGAACCAACUGAGGACUCAAUCACUACACUUGUUUCUAUGGGCUUUGACAGAAAUUCUGCCAGACAAGCAUUAGUGCAGGCCAGAAAUGAUGUCAAUGUGGCUACAAACAUCCUACUGGAGGCACAGUCCCACUAAUUCCAUAUAUGUUCUGCAUAAAUGAGAGCUGGAUUGUUCUGAAUUGAUAGAUGGAAGCCCAAUCAUGAAGUAUUGGAAAUUCACUAAUUAUGAGAUGUGAGGAUGUUUGUGAACUUCAGGCAUUCAUGGUUUCAUCCUCAAGGAUUCCUCCUCUUCGAGGAACGUUUUUUCCCACCUUAACUUGAAUCUUUAGAUUAUCCAUUUCAGGACUGUUAUUGAUAGAUGAAUGAGAAUUAGGAGCCUGUACAAAUUACUUGCAACAUAUGGAAAGCAUGCGUAUCAUUUUAUGAAAUGUGAACCAUAUAUUUAUAGUGGCAGGCUCUUCUAUGCAGUUUGUUUAAAGCAUAUGGAGCCCAGUUCCAUGCUGUGGUCUCUGAAAGCCAUUAACAAUGUCACUCUGAU